Molecule: messenger RNA, 301 nt
Organism: Prorocentrum cordatum
Lineage: Eukaryota; Dinophyceae; Prorocentrales; Prorocentraceae
Source: the annotation of a GenBank genome assembly
GGACAGGUGUACCAGCGCCGCAAGAGCUUCGCGGAGGCGCGGGAGGCGUACAGGAGCGCCGUGCAGCUGGACGGGUCCCAGCACGGCUGCCUCGCCAACCUGGCGCAGCUGGAGGCCCACGCGGGCAAUCCGACGUGGCGAUGGAUCUCCUGCAGCAGGCCCUGGCGCUGGACCCCGCGAACGAGGCCUACAGGUCCUUCGAGCGCUGGCUGCGCGCGGGCGCCAGCUCGUGAGGCAGCACCGGGCGUCGUCGCUGGCGCCGCCUGGCGAGUUGCCCCUGGCGCCUGUCGGGUUGCGCCUG